Molecule: messenger RNA, 1395 nt
Organism: Rhinolophus ferrumequinum (greater horseshoe bat)
Lineage: Eukaryota; Metazoa; Chordata; Mammalia; Chiroptera; Rhinolophidae
Gene: GABRR3
Product: gamma-aminobutyric acid type A receptor subunit rho3
Biological process (GO): nervous system process; signal transduction; chemical synaptic transmission
Cellular component (GO): synapse; membrane; neuron projection
Molecular function (GO): GABA-A receptor activity; neurotransmitter receptor activity; extracellular ligand-gated monoatomic ion channel activity
Source: RefSeq, a predicted model, not a curated record
AUGAUCCUGGCUUCCCAGUCAUUCUUCUUCACCUGCAUCUGGAUCACUUUGUUGUCACAUGCUUUUGCUGCUGCUGAAAUCAUGAAGCCCCACCAGAGGUACUGCUCUUCAGUGAAACAGACCCGCAAACAAGACACCAAAAUGAGGAAAGACGACAGUACGAAAGUGUGGCCCCUGAAAUAUGAGCAACUUCUCCACAUAGAGGAUCACGAUUUUGCAAUGAGACCUGGAUUUGGAGGGUCUCCAGUGCCAGUGGGUAUAGACGUCCAGAUUGAAAGCAUUGACAGCAUUUCAGAAAUUAACAUGGACUUUACAAUGACUUUUUAUCUCAGGCAUUACUGGUAAGAUGAAAGGCUCUCUUUUCCUAGCCCAACAAAGAAAAGCAUGACCUUUGAUCAUAGAUUGAUCAGAAAGGUUUGGGUACCUGAUAUCUUUUUUGUCCAUUCUAAAAGAUCCUUCACCCAUGAUAUGACCAUGCAGAAUAUCAUGCUGCGUGUACAGCCUGAUGGAAACGUCCUCUUCAGUCUCAGAAUAACUGUUUCAGCCAUGUGCUUUAUGGAUUUCAGCAGAUUUCCUCUUGACACUCAAAAUUGUUCCCUUGAACUGGAAAGCUAUGCCUACAAUGAAGAGGAUCUCAUGCUGUACUGGAAACAUGGAAACAGGUCCUUAAAUACUGAUUAGCAUGUUUCCCUUUCUCAAUUCUCCACUGAGGAGUUCAGUGCAUCCAGUGGAUUUGUCUUCUACAGCAGCACAGCUUGGUACAAUAGACUUUUUAUCAAUUUUGUACUAAGGAGGCAUAUUUUCUUCUUCAUGCUACAAACUUAUUUCCCAGCCGUGUUGAUGGUAAUACUGUCAUGGGUUUCAUUUUGGAUUGACCGAAGAGCUGCUCCCGCAAGAGUUUCCCUCGGAAUCACCAUGUCCACCAUCAUCUCUGGCAUGACCGCCUCCAUGCCCCAGCUGUCCUACAUCACAGCCGUGGAUGUGUACCUGGGGGUCAGCUCCCUCUUGGUGCUCCUGUCAAUCAUUGAGUAUGCAGCCGUGAACUACCUCACCACAGUGGAAGAAGAGAAGCAACUGAGGAAAACAGGGAAGAUUUCUGGAAUCUACAAUAUUCAUGCAGUUCAAGCUAUGGCCUUUGAUGGUUGUUACCAUGACAAUGAGAUUGACAUGAAUCAGACUUCCCUUAAUCUCCACUCAGAAGAGGACUCUAUUCGCGGAAAAUUCACUGGCAGCCCCAGUGCAGAUUCCGCUCAGAUAAAGAGAAGAAAAUCCCGAAGAGGCCACGUUGGUAGAGUCAUUCUGGAGAACAACCAUGUCAUUGACACUUACUCCAGGAUUUUAUUUCCUAUUGUGUAUAUUAUAUUUAAUUUGUUUUACUGGGGUAUGUAUGUGUGA